ACAAGGUACCUGAACAAUGAUGUGGAAACCUUGGAUACGGAAGCGGCGCCUAAUGACACAGCGCCUACCCACACUUGGCACAGCCUCUGUCAUCAGUAUAAGAGUGACCCUGUGUGUCCCAGGCUGCGUGAAAUCAUUCAGAAGCGUCAACAUUACUUCUUACCUCACUCAGCACCACAACUGUUUCAUCAUUUGCACCAACUUUCAUAUUUCCAACGUGCCGUCCCUAUCACGAUGACAAACCCGAUGCUUAGCGUUGUCAUGGAAGACGUAUCCGCAGGGGUCCUCGAGGUCAUCGUGGGCACACCCGAGAGCCGACAUGAAGUGUUCCAUGUCGGUAAAUAUCUGCUCCAAAUCCACUCUGGGUAUUUCGAAGGUCUCUUGAAAGACUACAAGGGAGACACGCUCCUAUGCAGAGUAGAUCCGGCCUAUUUCAGAUUCUUCAUACAGUAUUGCUUGACCAAAAGCAACAAAACACUAUCAGACCAUGUAAUGAACGAAGAAGCCCAUUACCUGUCUUGUGUCAAGUCCUAUAUCACAGCUCUGUACCUGCAAGCAGAUGGUUAUCAAGCAUAUCUCAAGAAUGCCCUCUUCUCCGGGCUCGAUCAGGUGGAAUUAUCGGCAAGAAUGAUCUGCGAGUUACUGUUUGUUGCUUACACACUUAGUAUUGAGGACAAGGUUCGCCAGCGGAUACACUGCUACGCUUUCAGACGUGUGGACCGCCUUCGGUCAGAUCCAGCUUGGCAGCAACUGAAGAGGUAUCGCCCGGGAGCCAUCAUUGGAAUACUUUAUUCACUUUCCCGCAAGAAGUUCACUGUCAAAGACCCUAUGUUACGCGGAGUCAAACAAAAAGAGGACAGACUCGAGCUGCCAGGAACAGUGGUAUGCAAUGCUCUACGAGUGGCUCGCGCACCAGAUACGAAAGAGCAUGUUCGACAGCGGACGCACUUCUACGCAUAUAAACACGUGAAGCGUCUUCGUAUGGAUCCAGCUUGGAAAGAAUUGGCACGCGACUGCCCUGAAGUUAUUAUUGCGAUUCUCUAUUCGUUAUCGCCAUACGCAGCUAGGUUCAACGGAAACCCGGUUGGGAAGACAGUUUUGAUAUAAGUCUCUGGGCAAAAACAAACACGACCGCAUAGUUAGGAUACAUAGUACGCAAGUGACACAUUCACCUGACGAUCUAAUCUCAUUCACCCACAGAUCCUUGUAUAGACCGCUUCUGGUUGCUUUGUUCACCUGGUCGAGACCAACAACCAAGUUUUCAGGGCCUAAAUAUUGCGAAGCAACACCACCACACCCAUCACACGACCCGCGUCACAACUCCAUCACACCUGACUCAAGGGCAACACAACAUCUCACUUACGACACUGUCGAUCGUAUCGUACC
Pseudovirgaria hyperparasitica is the source of this 1386-nucleotide messenger RNA. RefSeq lists its product as uncharacterized. The record is from RefSeq and is a predicted model, not a curated record. The transcript has a single exon. Bases 235 to 1107 code for a protein of 290 amino acids. Lineage: Eukaryota; Fungi; Ascomycota; Dothideomycetes; Acrospermales; Acrospermaceae.